This is a messenger RNA of Ectocarpus sp. CCAP 1310/34, 1341 nucleotides long. The record is from the annotation of a GenBank genome assembly. NCBI's taxonomy places the organism in Eukaryota, Phaeophyceae, Ectocarpales, Ectocarpaceae.
AUGAGAAACGAAAAUCGAGUUCGCGUAGCUUAUGAACGGAAAGCGGUCAAUCGCCAGGAGUACAAAACUGCUGUUCAAAGCAGCAAAGGAAACCCGGACGUCGGGUGCAUACCUGAGGUGUUCUGCAUCGUAGCACACUUCGGGAGAAUGAGGGGGCUGCUGUAGGGGAACUUUCCACUGCCUCCCCUAGGUGCCGCCACGCCGCCGCUGUGAUGGAUGAUGUUGGCGUCGAUGUUCUUCUUGACGGUACGGAAAUGAUCCCGCAUUGCAGGAGACAACCGUUGGCUAUCCUCAACACCACCCCCGCCCACGGGAGGGGGAGCGGACGUUCCCGCCGCUCCACCUGCCCGUGCCGCUGCCCCUCUCCCAGCCUCUCGUACCCCCAUCGGUGCUCGUCGUCCACUACCCCUUCCUCCGCCCCCCCCUGCACUCCCACCUCAAUGUGUUUCCCGUCUAGCUCUGCCAAGGCCUUGACCUAUGCUUGCUGCUCCGACGGCCGCCGCCGCCACAGCCGCAGCUUGAACUAUCGUCCCCCCUGUAACGGCACCUGCCGUGCUUCCUGCCGCAGCUGUUGGUCGAGUUUCAGCACAGGGACUAGAACUUGCAGUGCCGCCUCGUCCUCGUCUUUGUUCCCCUUGUAACGCCGCCGCCCCAGCCGCUAGUAGCGGUGCCGGUGGUUGAGGAACAGGUGCGGUAGAUGGUGGUGGGCUUGCUGAUGUUACUCCUGCUGUUGCCGCUUGUGUUGCUGUUGCCGCUGCUGGUGAUGUUGCUGUUGGUGCUUGUGGUUCUCCUGCUGUUACUGUUGCAGCUGGUUCUACUGUCCCUCCUGCUUCCGGCCCCUCUGUUGCUGCAACUACCUCUGAUGCCGCUGCUCCUACGGGACGUUCUCUACGAGCUUUCCCCUUGCCUUUCCCCUUGGAAGACGGCGACUGGGUUGAAGCGUUUGCGGAGUUAUUUGAUGCCCCACGAACGACAUGUACUGCCUGGCUCGUACUGCCUCUUCCGACGUCAGAUAUCGUCGUCGGUGUACUCCUCUCACCCGCACUUUCCUCGUCGUUCCCCAUGUUGUCUUCGUAGCACCUUCGCAACUGACUCGCUGACGCUUCCGUGUUGUUGUGUCUGCCCACCCCAUGACCGUACGGAAAGCUGCUGCCUGCCGUGAUCGCUUCUCCUCGUCGCUCUUUUUCUCUGCGUUUGAUUUCGUCCCGGGCAUUUUUGCUCCAGCCGCAGGCGCUGAUCCUUUCCUGCGACCCAUGGUACAUCCGCUGUGGUGCUGUGCGUGUGCUGUGGGUUGUACGUGUGUGUGCUGCGGUGAGAGAGCUGUGUCCUUUCUCUUUGGGC